Saccostrea echinata is the source of this 615-nucleotide messenger RNA. RefSeq lists its product as uncharacterized. The record is from RefSeq and is a predicted model, not a curated record. NCBI's taxonomy places the organism in Eukaryota, Metazoa, Mollusca, Bivalvia, Ostreida, Ostreidae. The transcript has 5 exons. The coding region runs from base 1 to 615 and encodes 204 amino acids.
AUGUCGGUUAGACACUGUGAAUACGGCACACGUUCAUCAGGACACCUGAAGCAGAUACCUGUUGCUUCAAAUGAGGACGGCCAAGGAAAUAUUAAAGAUGACCAACGUAAAAGACUUAAAAGUCUUAGAGAAACCCUUCAUGUGCCCCAUUACGACAGACUAGUUAAUCUUGAUUUAAUUUUUAAUUCCAAGGUUUCCGUGAUUUUGGAGGAUGGAGACCCAGGAGAUCCUCUCUCUUUUUCUGUGGAGACGGAGGAGAAUCAGUUUCAGUUACCACAGUCAGGGUCACUGUCAUUGUCCCACACCAGUAGCUUCCACGGCAGGGAUACACUGAAUGUUACUGUACAUUUGUCUGACUCCACACCAUGGAGUUCAGUGAUGGUGUGGUGGUCCCUGUGUGUGGGUGCCCUGGUAGCCGUCACCCUGUACCAGGUGGUGCCUCUGUCCUGUACAGAAACCUCAGGAGAUGAAGACACGUUGUGUAACCAGUUAAAUGCUCUAAACCAAAUAAACACAGAGAAUAUAAAAUGCAGUCAGAGAGCACAGCUCUUUCAGGUUCUGUUGGAGAAAUACCCAAAAAAUGAGAUUAAGCCAGUGCCUGUUUUGGCUAUUUGA